UUUUGUUCUGAAUAGACUGCAAAAAAAAAACAUCCAUCUCUACCACUGACGCCCACGAUGACGAACACGAUGUCGACGUUGCCACCGCCGUCGCACUAUGCGCAGGAGCGGGAUCGCUUAGAAUACGACUUGGUUGUACGCCAGGAGCCAAAGCAGGCGCGGAUGUGCGGUGUUGGUGGAAAAGCUGAUAGAAGACCCAUCGAUCCACCGCCAAUUGUUCAGUUGCGUGUCAUCGAUCCACGGCGACACCAGCAACACGCUUCAGGUUCCGAUGGCCGGCCGGCCUCACCAAGUGGCAGUAGUUAUGCCCAAAGCUUUCUACAAAAUCCUUAUUACUUCAUGUUCGCAAGUCUGGCGAAGCCUGAUGAUGAUAAAGAAUUGCAUUGGUUAAAAGAUGGCAAGACGCGAUGCACAACUGGCUCUGUCGUUUCUUCCCUCUAUCACCUCAAGGAUCCCCAGCGGAACAACGAAGACGCGGGAUUCUUUGUGUUUCCUGACCUUAGCGUCCGAACAGAAGGUAGUUACCGACUCAAGCUGAGUUUGUUCGAAGUCGUAGGGAAUAAUGUUCGACACUGCAAAUCUAUAUACUCGGCGCCGUUCUAUGUCUACACCGCCAAAAAGUUCCCUGGCAUGGAGGAAUCUACCCCUUUGUCUUGUUCUUUAGCUGACCAGGGAAUCAAAAUUCGUAUUCGCAAGGACAUUCGAGUUCGGAAGCGGCCGACCACGGUGUUGGAUACGAGUAGGCAAGAAUCCGAUCAAGAGGAUGACGAAGAAGACGACGCAUCCGAUGACGGAAGGCGAGGGAAACCAUCAUCAAAGAAGAGGCAGAAACGGGUCAAGGAUGGUGCAGCACCGGCCGGGUACAGCGCGUACCAACAACAACCUCUUGGGCCGCCUCCGCCCCCUUCGUCUCAAUGGAACUCGUAUCAACCACCCCAGUCCCAGUCAAAUAUUGAUCCUUCUUUGGAUGGAGCAAGCAGCGUGUCGAUUCCUCCACCUCCUGGAGCAACGUAUGCUGUAGCUCCCCCGAGUUCGACUAGCGGUCCAAGCGCUGCACCUCCACCUAGUGCUCAGCAUAUUCCGCCCACAUCAGGUGCUACCCAUAUCCCACCUCCACCAGGUGCAACCCACCUUCCGUCUCCGGCUACGCACGUUACAUCUGCCCCACAUGCUGCCCCUCCAACUUCCUCCCCUGUUGCAGUUCCUCAGCCACCAACGGCUACCCAUAUUUCGCCUACGUCAGGGUCUCAUGUCCCACCACCAUCCCCUGCAAGCCAUGUAACCCCACCGACCCAUGAAACCUACGAUUCUCGUGCGUACCAUCCGCCACCUCCGCCUCCUCAUUAUGACCAUCACUACGCGCCGCCAUACGCAUAUUCGCAACCGCAGCCGUACCAAUAUUCUGGGAGUUAUCAGGGUUGGGGAGGACCGCCGCCGCCGCCUAGCCAGCACCCACCUCCGCCUCAUCAGCAAGCGCCACCGCCCCCGCCUCAGUCAGCUCCUCCAGGUGCCUACGAUCCCUAUGCACAUCCUCCACAUUAUUAUCCUCCAAGGUAUGAGUAUCCGCCUCCGCCUCCGCCGCAGGUUCCGCACCAGUAUUAUUAUGAUAGUCCGUACGAUCCGAGACAGCACCCUCCUCCGCCUCCGCAAUACCAGCACCAACAUCAGCAUUAUUACCCGCCACCUCAGCACAGAGAGUCAUGGGGAACCCCAGCAAGUGCAGGCGUCUGGAAUGGAAAUCCUUCCAAUGCCAGCGCAAGUGGCAGCACGGCAGAGUAUCCGACCCCGACCAGCGCGACAAGAGAGUACAGUAGCAGUAGGCCAGCGGAAUACUCUUCUGUGCCGCCACCGCCAUCAGAAGGAAAGAUUCAAUUAGCACCACUGAGAGGACCAAGCGUCAUUCAGUUGAGUGAACGUGAGCGUGGGGAGAGAGCUGGGAGCACUAGCAAAGGCAAGCUAAGCAUCGGGAGCAUUCUGAGUCGGGAAGGCGGCGCUUGAUUGAUAUUCAAAUAUUUUUUUGGGUUUAUUGUAUACGUACUUGGUACCUGCUAUCUGUCUUCGCUGUUGUCAAUGUAUAGUUUUCGAAUAGAAGGAUGAAUUCUUGUUACUUU
This is a messenger RNA of Guyanagaster necrorhizus, 2111 nucleotides long. RefSeq lists its product as uncharacterized. Lineage: Eukaryota; Fungi; Basidiomycota; Agaricomycetes; Agaricales; Physalacriaceae. The transcript is spliced from 6 exons. Bases 70 to 1998 code for a protein of 642 amino acids. The record is from RefSeq and is a predicted model, not a curated record.